Yarrowia lipolytica CLIB122 is the source of this 2733-nucleotide messenger RNA. RefSeq lists its product as uncharacterized. Lineage: Eukaryota; Fungi; Ascomycota; Dipodascomycetes; Dipodascales. Gene Ontology annotation, cellular component: mitochondrial outer membrane. Gene Ontology annotation, molecular function: GTP binding; GTPase activity. The record is from RefSeq and is a predicted model, not a curated record. Gene Ontology annotation, biological process: mitochondrion localization; mitochondrial fusion.
AUGUCCGACAGAGACCCGUACGACUACCCGCCGGGCCAAGAGCCCAGCAGCAGUAAAGACGGAAACAGAGAGUCCAACGCCAACGCCAACUCCAACGCCAACAGCGACAACUACCACCGAAGAGGGUCCAAUGACCAUGACUCGGGAUACGCGCCUUCUGUGUCCGGCAGCAUCAUCACCGACGAGCUGGUCGACAAGUCGAAGCUCAUUGUGUUUGAUGGCUCGACCCUGGAGGCCGCAGACAGCUCGCACCGACGGCUCAGUGGCGAGACUCGCCAGAUGCAACAAGCCCAACUGAGCCAGCUUCGGUACAAUGAGAACCGGAUAUCGUUAGGUCGAAGUAUCUCGGCCGUGAUGGGCAUCCUACGGGAGCUCCAGGACGUUAACAGAGACCGACCGGUCUACUACCCCCCAGUGGCAAACCCUCAGCCCCCCACAGCCACCUCUUCCAGACACAGCUCACCGGUUCCAGACCUACAGGCGAUCCAAGACCCCCGAAACGAGCUACUACGGAACGUUAGUAUAUUCGGCGAGGCCCCCCGAGACAUCACUCCUGCUCCCCAGAACAGACGCCAAAGCUACAUUGAGGGGUUCGACGAACUGCCCACCGUGGACUCGGAGUUCAACAUCUUCAAGCUCGCCAUUGUGGAUGACUCCAAAGCGUCCAAGGACGUGCACGAGUUUGACAAGGAAGCCCUAGGCGUGCUCAUCGACACACGAAUCACAAAGUGCAUGAAGCACUUGUCCAACUUGAGAGUUCGUAUUGACGAUACCGCCUCAAAGGUGCUCAUUACCGGAGAUGUCAACUCGGGUAAGUCGACCUUCUGCAACGCGCUUCUCAGAAGAUAUCUGCUGCCCGAAGACCAGCAGCCCUGUACUAACGUCUUCUGUGAGGUGAUUGACGCGCGGGAAAACGACAAUGUGGAGGAAGUUCAUGCGGUGCCACUAGGAAUGGAGUACAACCGCAACUCGGAGGCCUCCUACGAGGUGCACAAGCUUGGCGACCUCGAGGAUCUGGUCUAUGAGGUGGACCGAUACCACAUUCUGAAAAUCUACACCGUAGAUAACAGACCCAUCACCCAGUCGCUGUUGCACAACGGAGUGAUUGAUAUUUCGCUGAUUGACGCUCCGGGACUCAACAAGGACUCGUACCAGACCACCCAAGUGUUUUCUCGUCAGGAGGAGAUUGAUCUUGUGAUUUUCGUCGUUUCUGCCGAAAACCACUUUACCCUUUCUGCCAAGGAGUUUAUCACUGCUGCUGCUCGAGAAAAGUCGUAUGUUUUCAUUGUCGUGAACCGAUUCGACACUAUUAAAAACAAGCAGCGAUGUAAGCAGCGCAUUCUUGACCAGGUCAAGGAACUGUCUCCUGCUACUCACAAGGACGCCUCGGAGUUUGUGCAUUUCGUUUCCUCCUCCAGACAGCUGGAGAAGAGCCCUGCUGGCCCCGAUGAUGGCCCUGGUGACGACGACGACCCCGAUAACAACAAUCCCGACAUGUCCGACGCCGAUUUCGACGCCCUGGAAGAGUCUCUGCGAAACUUUGUACUUGAAAAGCGGUCUGUUUCGAAACUCUCACCCGCAAAGACCUAUCUCACGCACAUUCUUGACGAUCUUGAGAAACUCGUUCACGCCAACAAGGCUGUUUCCCAGCAACAAAAGGAUAUUUUGUUGUCUCAACUGAAACAGAUCACUCCUCAGUACGAUCGGUCUAUCAGUGACUCAACUUCUGCUUCGACCCAGGUGGACCAGACUCUCGAGGACUGCUGCAAGCAGGCCUACUACGAGACUCGGGAGGGUCUUUCAGCCAAGUUUGAGCAGCUCGCCACUGUGUCGCCCGCCUUUUCAUCCUACUUUGACCUGUACGCUUACGCAGAGGCCACCAUGGACAAGAUUGUCGCCCAGCUUCAAUCUGCGGUGAUUGAGUGCGAGGACAAGGCCAAGGCACAUGUGAUUUCGGCUGUGGAUGUGAUUAACACCGUUGGAGCAGAGAAGAUUGGCUCCGAGUUCAUGGCUAACAAGGUGUUCCGACACGAUCUCAUGUUCACUCGAAGAAAGGAUACACUCAGUCGGGCCAUCAAGACGGACAUUUACCCGUCCGACUUUAUCGACAUUCAGCUUCCGUCCAUGACCGAUGUGAUCACCUACGACUACGCCGGCAAGGUCAAGUCCCUUUUGGGUCUGGAAAACCUCACCAAGAGUGAGACGGCCCAGAAGAUGCUUUCCAGCGAGUCUGCUACCGCUGUUUCCAACGCUUUGACGCUGGCUUCAGUUGUGGGAGGAUCCCGGCUCAUUGUCAACCGCGGAUGGGUGCAUUUCAUGUCCAACAUUAUUGCUUCCGAGUUCGGAACCGUCAAGAAGCUGAUUCUGCCUGUGUGCGUUGUUUCUGUUGUCGCUUCGCUCGGCUACAUCAUCUACGACAUGCCUGCUGCUGUGCCCAGGAAUCUCGCUCGACGAGUGGUCAACGAGGUCAACUCCAUCGACUACAUCCAUUCCAACAGUGAGCGAAUUGCCCAGGAAUGUAGACAGGUGCUCAAGUACCCUGCGCGGGAGGUACGGGCUGGGUUCGACCGGCUGAUUGAAAAGAACUCGCGCAAGAGAGAUGAGUGUUCCAAGAUGGCCAAGAAGGCCGACGUGGCCAACAAGUUUUUUGUCAAGCUGGAGCGGGAGAUUCAGAGCCAGAAACGGGCUCUCGAGCUGAUUCACGUCGAAGUCAGUGCUCUUCCUCUCGACUGA